UGAAAGUGAAAUGGGUUCACACAGAGCCGUGUUCCUCUCAGAUGUGAAGAUGGGAUUAAUAAUUUGUCUUUUUCUGUUAGGAGUUCUGUUCAUCUGUGACGGGCUCCAUGUUCUCGGCCCUUCUGAUCUUCUGAUUAUGGAGCUGGGGGGCUCAGUGAUGCUGCCCUGUUAUGUUGAAGCCCCCAUACCACUGGAAGAGCUGGAAGUGGAGUGGAAGAGAACAGACUCUGAAACUUUAGUGCAUUUGUUUCAAGAUGGAGAAAGUCAACCAGAGGCUCAGGACCAGGCUUACAGUGGAAGAGCCAGUUUCUUUACCGAGGAGGUCAAGCGUGGAAACUUCUCUCUCCUCCUUACAAAUCUGGUCAAUAAAGAUGCAGGAGUUUACAAGUGUACCAUUUACAGACAACAGGAUACUGGUCACACAUUGGUUGAAAUAAAGGAGAUUGAGCGUUUAAUUGUGACUGGAGGUCAUGUCGUAUCUGCAUCUGUGGGUGAGGACAUCACUAUGAAUUGCUCUGUAGACUCCCAUAUCCCACCUAAAGAGCUUGAAGAGGUCUCAUGGAAAAAAGUGGAUCAAGACAUUUUAUUGGUGAUCUUCCUAAACGGUGAGGUCCAGACAGAAUCAACCUCAGAGAGAUACAGAGACAGAAUUGAGUUCUUCAGCCCUGAAGAAAUCCAGAAAGGAAAUUUUUCACUUAGAUUAAAGGAUCUCCGAACUGAGGACAAAGGCCAUUACAUAUGUGAAGUAUUUGCUGGGGAGUUUUCAGCUAACACAGCUGUGGAAGUGCUGCAGCUGGGGCUUUCCAAUAUGCACAUAGGGAUAUUGUUUCUCUGUGUACUGGGAUUUGUAUUUCCAGUUUUACUAGGCUACAAAGCAUUUACUGCUAUAAAAUCAAAAGACAACAGCAGAACAGCGUUAGCUAUACAGUACACACUUGUUUUUUGUCCAAAUAUUAUUAUGUUCCUUGCCUUCAUCCUUUGGGGUGUGAUUGAGGGGUUGCCCACUGAAGCUGCUACUUGCAGUGCACUUAAUCUUCUAAGGAUUCUUUACCUACUUUGGCUUGCUCCCUAUUCUGUUAGAGGGAAACAGUGUCUUAUAAGAACAGCAGUUCUACUUGAAUAUAUAGUGAUAACUGGUAUUGCUUAUUCAGGUACGUAUACACACAAUCAUUAA
This is a messenger RNA of Colossoma macropomum (tambaqui), 1174 nucleotides long. RefSeq lists its product as uncharacterized. Lineage: Eukaryota; Metazoa; Chordata; Actinopteri; Characiformes; Serrasalmidae. Gene Ontology annotation, cellular component: external side of plasma membrane. The transcript has 7 exons. Gene Ontology annotation, biological process: T cell costimulation; positive regulation of T cell proliferation; negative regulation of T cell proliferation. The record is from RefSeq and is a predicted model, not a curated record. Bases 11 to 1174 code for a protein of 387 amino acids.